Molecule: messenger RNA, 1617 nt
Organism: Sabethes cyaneus
Lineage: Eukaryota; Metazoa; Arthropoda; Insecta; Diptera; Culicidae
Gene: ZnT77C
Product: zinc transporter 10
Exons: 5
Coding region: 1-1617 (538 amino acids)
Biological process (GO): detoxification of zinc ion; zinc ion transmembrane transport; intracellular zinc ion homeostasis
Cellular component (GO): membrane
Molecular function (GO): zinc ion transmembrane transporter activity
Source: RefSeq, a predicted model, not a curated record
AUGCCGAUGAAGGAAUGGAUCUACCGGCUCCAGCCAGUACAGCUGUACAUCGUUCUGGUGCUAUCGAUAGUGUACUUUCUGGUCCAGCUCUUCCUUAGUCACAUAUCCCAUGCUUUGGUACUGUUGGUCGACUCCUAUCAUAUGCUCUGCAACAUUAUCGCACUCACCGGAUACAUUUUAACCAUCAAGCACAGCAAAAAAUCUUCCACCUCGGAGAGCUGUCGGCAGCGUUUGACUGUGUCGCAGAAUUCACUAAAUGUUGCCAACGGACAGCAGGACUUCGUCGAGCUGUCGGUACCGAGCGAUGCGGCGGUCGAAGUUUGUCCAAAUCCAAAAGAAUCCGAAAGUCCGGCCAGCGUGAAGCAGAAGGUUAAAACGAAAAGUCGCCAACAGCGGGAAACCAGUUUGAAGAACACCUUCGGUUGGACCCGCAUCGACGUUCUGACCAUGUUGGUGGUGUGCAUCUUUCUUGCCUCGUUCUGCUUUUCGGCCGUGGUGGAAGCUCUGCAAACACUGUCGCACAUCCACCAUCAGGACGCGAUGCAUUAUCCGAUUCCGGUGCUGAUACUCGGUUCGCUGGGCAUCAUCCUGAACGGGUUUUGCUAUCUGCUGAUCGGAGGCUACACCUACCAUCAGGGGAGCUUUCUUUAUAUCACAUCCAGCGGGGAUGUCGUGCUGGAUCGAGUCGUCACCGGUGAUGGCAUGCGGAAGGGCGAACGACGCCUGUCCGGUUCACGUAAACAUGUGGCCGCCGGCGUGAAGUAUGAGUCACCCAAGCGACAGAGCGUGCGCGAAAUGAUGAGAGAUAUUUGCAGUACUCUCUUUGUUAUAGUUUGUUCGAUGAUCGUUCACUACACCAACGAAGAUGAAGAUACAUCCAAAUUUGUGGAUCCUUUGUGUUCUAUCUUAUCCUGCAUCGUUUUAUUAUCGCUAAGUUAUCCUUACAUGAAGGAAUCCGGUAUGAUACUGCUGCAGACUAUACCGGAUACGAUCGAUAUCGACAUUUUCGAAAGAUCUCUUAAGGAAAGUUUUCCGGAUAUUGUCAGCGUGCACGAUCUCCACAUCUGGCAGCUCAGUUCGAAUAAGUACGUGUCCACGGCACACAUCAUCUUCGAGACUCCCAAGGUCUACUCAGCGAUCAACGACCAGGUGAUAAACUUCUUCCACGACCAGGGCAUCAACCAGGUAACCAUUCAGCCGGAAUUCAAAACGAAACUUCCGGUGCUUCCACUGCUAGCUGCCCCAGCUGAUGCACCGGUUUCCGCUGGAACCACCACCAGCAGCUUGUGCCUGAUGCAGUGCCGACAGGUCGGCUGCCUGCAGAGACACUGCUGCGACAAUAUUACCAAAGAUGAUGGAAAGAAGUCCCCCGUAUCGCCCACGGAAACACCAACACCAACGGCACCACAACCGUUAGAUCCAAAGGAAAGAUCAGAGGAUAUCCCGCUGGAAGUUCAUUGCACUCGACCGAUCGAAAGUGUCGAUGCAAGUAGCGGCGAAGCCCAAGCGGUAGCGGACCAACUACCUGCUGCCGAACCUGUUACCGUUUCAGACAACGAUGCUCAAACCUUAGAUAACUCCACUAAAACGCAACAAGAUGAAUCGAAGGAUCACUAG